This is a messenger RNA of Anopheles funestus (African malaria mosquito), 2203 nucleotides long. It is a transcript of the gene dgt3, whose product is annotated as augmin complex subunit dgt3. NCBI's taxonomy places the organism in Eukaryota, Metazoa, Arthropoda, Insecta, Diptera, Culicidae. The record is from RefSeq and is a predicted model, not a curated record. Bases 317 to 2056 code for a protein of 579 amino acids. The transcript has 7 exons.
CUGGCAACUGAAAUGUUUAACUUCUUCUUUAAUCAAUCGGCAUUGCACUUGAGCUAUAGUCAACACGGUCUUUUACGUGCAUUAUUUAAUGAUUUUUCAUAACUUUUUAGGGCGACUGCGAAUUGUUGAAACUUUUCCGCUAUAAAACGAAUGUCGCCUAGAGAGAAAGCAUGCGUUGAAAAAUGUUGCUUGGGUAUCGUAGCGCUGCUGUCAAAUGGUUGAAUCAAACCGCCGUUGAACGUUUUGCGUGCUGUUUUGUGCUUUCACUUUGUUUUGUAGAUAUCGAGUCGGAUUGAAUAUAUGCUACGUGAACAAAAUGGAAGAGUCAAGCAAGGUUCUCGAAACACUGAAAAAGAUUGGUGGUAUCGAUGUGCGUCAUCUCUGGAUCAUUCAUGAUGAAACGUUUCGUGAAUUUUUCGAAUGGUUUACAAAAAUUGACGAUGAAAAUCUCGUCACAGAUUCGCUGCUCAAAUGCUAUCAAGAAGUCGUUCGUAACGGAGCCGUUCUGCAAGAUGAGGUACUGGAUGAACAACUGAAAGAACUAAACCAGGAGUACGCAGGCAUACUCGAUUACGCGGAUUGCGAUGUGGAAGCGUUAGAGCAGCAGCUGGAACAGCUUGUCGAGGCGGAAGAAAAUUAUGAAAAACUUUUAAACGGUGCGAAGAAAACGAACAUUACACUCACAAAGGAACUGACCGAGCUGGAGCGAAAUGUUCGCGAACAGGAGUAUGUGUUAGAUAAAGUCACAUCGAACAAUAUGGAUAUGGCCAGACAGUUGGAAGAGAGCCAACAGGCCACCCAGCAGCAGUUGUCGGAUUUGCAUCAUUGUUUCUAUCAACCACAAAAUCCACCUUUAUUUAUCCAUCAAAUGCCGAUCGAGCAAUUCGAUGCAAAGUGCGAUCAGUUUCUAAAGUACCUGGAGCUGUACGUGAAGAAGCAUUUCACUGUGAAACGGUUGGACAGCUCGAAGUCGACGGAUGAUGUGGACAAUCAGCAGAUGAUCGAAGAGCUGGAAAGCAUCAAAAUGCGUCUGGAUGUGGAGGAGUUGAAGUUGCUCGAUGCAAAGCGAGAGUAUGCCGGUGUGAUGCAGCUUGUCGAACGUUUGCAGGAUCAUUGUUGGUUGCCGAUGAAAGUGUCCGCACUGAAGAAACAGUGUUUUGAAUUGAAGAGCGCAAAUGAUCAGGAUCUGCUGCGGAUGGAUUUGCUAAACCACGAGCUCGAUACGCUCAUCAGGCAGAUGAACGAACUUAAGAUCGAAUCGGUACUUUAUGAGAAUAAUCGAGUCAAACUCGAUCGUGCCGUCAGCCGGUUAGAAUAUAUACAACGAUUAGACGGAAGCAUUUCCCGUGAGUUGAUGAAUGCCGAGUUGCUAUGGAUACUGAUGCAGCUCGAUUUGGAGAAGAUACGCGAUCGAUUCGAUAAUGCAGACGAAAUGAAUGGUGAAUCGAAACGAUGCUUCAAACGUAUCGAUGCUAUGAAACAGAUCGAAAAGAAUGAACUGCAUGAGGAAGCGAACUGUGAAUAUUUGGCACAGCUAUCUGCAUUAGUAGCACAGGACACUGUCUGCAAUGGAGAAGAACCAAACCGUAGCAUGAGAGUAUAUCUGCAGCACUUUUGCGGCCUGUCGAAACGUCUCUCGAAGCAGUGCGAAUCGAUUGCGAAAGGAAAAUAUAGUCGCAAAGCGGAUGAGUUGCUGAAAGAACUAGCUCACCAGGAACUGUUGUUGUCACGCUUCGUGUUUGAUGGUCCGCUAAACUAUCCCCAAUUCUACGACCAGGAGUACUUGGAACGGGUGCAAAAGCUUAGUUUCGCGUUGAAUCAAUUGGAGCGAGACUUCCGGAACGUUCGAAAAGAUUUCGUACAAAACAUCGAAGAACCGAAGCAAAAUCAAAAAUUUUGGCUGUACAAUCAACGUCUAUGGAUUUGGUUCUUGACGGAGCCAAAGAAGGUUGCUUUUGCCAUCAAGGAAAUAACGGCCGAAGCGUCUAAAACGGCUAGCUACAAAAGUAUAUCCGGUAUCAAAUGCAAAUCGAUCGCUAACGAUAACAAAUUUUAGCUAGUGCAUCUAGUUGCGAUAAGUUAAGCGGAGUAUGAAUAGUAUUAUAAUUAUGACCAAACUUGUUUAGUAAAUGUAAUGCAUGAAGACAUUUAUUAUAUUGAAAGAUCAUCAAGAAUCAAAACAUAAAAAGUAUAUACAUGAAUG